This is a messenger RNA of Acanthoscelides obtectus, 9071 nucleotides long. The record is from the annotation of a GenBank genome assembly. Lineage: Eukaryota; Metazoa; Arthropoda; Insecta; Coleoptera; Chrysomelidae.
UUAUACUUACCUCGAGAUAGAGUAAAUGACACUCACCUGUCACUUUUUUGUACAGUGAUUGUUCUGUGUCAAAAUAAUGAGUCAUUCCUGAAAUUUCCGAAAAAUACCCAACCAACAAACAAGUAUUUUGUACAAAAUCUGUUAAUUCGGUUAUUGUGAGUAGCUGAAAGAUGAGAUAAAGAUAUAUGCAGGCAAAAAAAACAAAUUUAAAUAUUUCUUGUAAUUCCAAUGUCUUGAACUAUUUUUAAACUGUAAAAAGAUGGCGGACUGUAGACAUUUCUGCACUUUUGCCUCUUUAAAAUGUUGAAUAAAAGGUGAUAAAUACCACCAUGUGAAGUGAAAUAUUUGGACAUUGAUGGACGUGAUAUUAGGAACAGUGUUUUGUACAGUUUUAUAGUUUAUACGUAGUUUUUCGUGAGCACAUUAAGGCUGAAACUUUUUGGGUGGAUAUACAUUUUUACAUAAAGCAUCAAAAUGGUUGUUGGGGAAGCAAUAAACAACAUCAUGGGAGGGAUAGAAAACACGGGGACUGUCAAACAGCACAAUCAUAAAAAAAAACUAAGGCAAAGGUUUGAUAUAAUCAAGAAACUAGGUCAGGGUACAUUUGGUAAGGUACAGUUAGGUAUAAACAAAGAGACUGGACAAGAAGUUGCAAUAAAAACAAUAAAGAAAUCAAAAAUAGAGUCUGAAGCUGACUUGAUUAGGAUUAGGAGAGAAAUUCAAAUUAUGUCUUCUGUACAGCAUCCAAAUAUUAUACACAUUUACGAAGUUUUUGAGAAUAGAGAGAAAAUGGUUCUAGUUAUGGAAUAUGCCGCUGGCGGCGAAUUGUAUGAUUAUUUAUCAGAAAGAAAAGUAUUGAAUGAAGAAGAAGCUAGAAGGAUAUUUAGACAAAUUGCGACUGCAUCUUACUAUUGUCACAAACACAAAAUUUGUCAUAGGGAUUUAAAAUUGGAGAACAUACUUUUAGACGAAAAUAAUAAUGCCAAGAUUGCAGAUUUCGGUCUGUCCAACGUCUUCGACGACCAGAGGCUCUUGAACACCUUUUGCGGUUCCCCGUUGUACGCCUCCCCUGAAAUAGUGAAAGGCACUCCUUACCAUGGCCCUGAAGUCGAUUGUUGGUCCUUAGGGGUGUUAUUAUACACCUUGGUGUACGGCGCGAUGCCAUUCGAUGGUAGUAAUUUCAGGAGGCUUGUAAAACAGAUUUCUCAAGGGGAUUAUUUUGAACCCACUACACCAAGCCCUGCGUCGCCUUUAAUACGAGAAAUGUUGACAGUCAACCCAAAAAACCGGGCCAACAUCGAGAAAAUCUGCACGCAUUGGUGGGUAAACGAAGGCUACUCAGAAAGCUGUUUAGAGAUCUCCGAAGAACUGGCCAACCAGACUCCAGUGCGGUUGGACGUCCUUCUGUCUUUGGCUCCUCCCCCUCCACAACUGGAAAGCGAGAAAUUGAUGCUUACAGGCGAGGGAGAUGUAUCAAAUGUGGAAAAUAUUGCCCCCACUAGGUCACAGUCUGUUGGAAGUCUUAUGGAGCUGGCUCAUCCAGAAAGGAGUAUAAUAGACCUAUUGAAAGAAGACAAAGCCACUCCAAAACGAAAACUGGAAAACACCGUCAGCACAGACAGAGUAAACCUGGACAAACGGAAAGAGAAAAUCGCAAAAGAUAACACCGUGGCUGACAUAACAGUCAGAGGCGGUGUGCUGAAAGAAGAGGAUUCAACAGAGGAUGCCAGCAUGAGUGAACUUGCGCCGUUGAUCAAAAGUACCACACAGACCUUGUCCAAGGAGAUGGACGUUGAACAGACUGAACUGACUGUGGAUCCGGUGAUGCAAGGAGCUGCUUGCCAGGAGAUUAUUGAGGAGGCGGAGAGGAAGAAACCUAGCAAGAUUAAGAAGACUUUAAGUGUCGCCAAUAAGGCACUGGAGGGGAUAAACGAAAAUCCCAGCCAGGAGAAUGUUACUGAAAACUUGAAUAAGGAGAACAUUGUUGAAAAGACUGAAGAACUCCCUAAGGCGGAUGAGGAGAAGAAGCCCGCCACCGAGAAUAAAGUGCCUGUAAAGAAGAAAGUAGUUAAGAAAAAGGUGCUCAGCGAUAAAAACGAAAACAAAAAAGAAAAGGAAGUGUUACCUGCAGAAACACCUGAAGAGAAAUCCCAAGAAAAAGCCCAACCAAAACCAAAGCAAGAUAAGAAGGCACCAAAAGACACUGAAGCUGAAGCUCCUCCUAAGCCUGUAGAAAGGAGGAAGUCUAGGAUAUUUGAGGCUGCAGAGAAGUUCCAGAGUAUGUUGGCACCUACGGAUUCCAAGCCAAUGUUAACAGAGAAAGAAAAACCAAAGAAGGUGAUCAUACCCGGUGUGAGUGUGGAUGGAUUUAAAAAAGAAUUCGAGCGAAAAGCAAGUAUAACCUCCGCAUCGCCUCCUAAGUUGAAAUCAACCAAGAGCGUUGAUGAAAAUAACUCGGUUGACAAUGAGCUAGCAGAAGAACAGCAGCAGAAAACUUCUGGGACACAAAAAGAGGCUGUGAUACAACCCGAUCUUGAAAAGACUGAGGAUGAUCGGCAAGAACUUGUUCGUAAUGCUGUUAACAUUAUAUCCAGCGUCUUAAAUAAAGAAAAAGAGACUGAUGGAGUUAUUCCAGUUGAACCCAAACAAGAUCCCGAAAUAAUGGUUGAAGAUAUACAUAAGGCUCGUGUCAGGCAUGCAGUUAGUGUUAUAUCGAGUGUUUUAUCAGAUAAAGAGAGGGAAUUUGGAUUUAGUCCUGUCGAAAGCACACAACCGUCACCACAACAAGCUCAACAACAACCGGAAAAGACCGAAGGUGACCGAAACGAGCGCGUGCGAAACGCGGUGAGCAUCAUAUCGAGUGCCUUAGAUAAAGAAGGCACCAGAAAAUCAAAGUCACGCCCGUGUAUGAUGCGUAAACCUCCAGUGCCCUUUGGCGUUGGAGGACGGUCGGCUUCUGGCAAUAUCGGCAUGAUAAGUAGUCCAUUGUCACCACCUCUUGGACCGAAGCCCUUCGUGAAGCCAGACUUCCAAAAGUUGGAAGUGAAACAGGUGGUGGACCAGCCAGAAACCAAAGAAACAGAUGAGCCGAAGACAUCAUCAGUUGAAAUCACACUGAAAUCUGCUACCUUACCAAGAAGAAAGACAACAGCUCAAAUAAGUCUGAACUACCCAACCCCAAAACCAGCACCAAUGGGCUUCAAGACAGAAAUGGCUCAUACUGUAGAAGCCUACCGACCGGAAAUGGACCAAGUGGCCAAAACCAAGUCCAAGGAGAGGAUCAUUCCCAUAGCAGUGGAAAAAGGGACCGAAUCUACACCGGAACCUGUGCAGUCACCCCCCGCUAAACCACCCGCGCCCAGACCUGGGGGCUUCCAGACGCAGAGGUCAAACAGCUCGCAGAAGUCAACCAUUUCAAGACAGUCUACCCAAGAAUCGGAUUCGGAUACAGUUGCUUCAGUUACCUCAACAGGCGAGCCAAUCAAAAAGUCUCCUAGGGAGUAUAUCAUACCAAUUGCAGUGGAAGGAGGUGGAUACGUUACUCCAAGAGCAGGCAGUUUGGAACCCAGUGAGACUGGUAGUAGUGCUAGCACCAUGACAAAUAAGAGCAAGACUAAGUUUGGAAGAGCAAGGAGGCUAAAUUCAUGGUUCAACGAUAGAGACUCUGAAGAUGAAUCUUCACCAUUCUCUUCACUACGACAUGGAUCUGUAGGAAAAGACAGUGAUAAUGAAGAUUCCAAGAGGGAUAUCUUCCAUAUGCAUAGAUUAAGGAGCACUAGACCAAAGAGGGCCAAUUUAGAACAUAACGAUUCUUUAAGCUCUGGAGAAGAAGACGACGAUGAACAGUUCGAAAUAUUGACAGCUGAGAAUUUAUUUUCUACUCUGCUUGCCAGGGUAAGAGAUCUCACCCAAAGAUUGAACGUCGAUGACGGUAUGAGACCUGCCUUCCCUAGCAGUAGACUGUUGAGCCAUUUCGAUCAUGGCAGCAACUUCUGGAACAGAAUGGAUUCUCCACUAUCUAGGCAUUCUUCAUUAGGCAGCAAAUCAAUGACUAGACCAACAAUAACGAAAACUACCACAGGCAGCAGUUUUGGAGUGCCUUGGCGCAGGUCGGUGAGCCGCGAGACCUCAUCAGACCUCAACGAAUCUUUCCAGGGCCCUGCUGGUGGAUCGAAACGACCUAUAGGAGCGCGCGUGCGCGUGACGGUGCAUCUGCCGUACGCGGCUACGGCGAUGGGACCUCAGUCAGCUCCUCCAUCGCAGACAAACGCAGCCGCCCCUACAGCCGGUGGUGCCGCCCCAGCAGCAUCAGGGGGCGGCCCUCCACACAAAGACCAGGGCACCAAAACUUCAACCACCACCACCCACUAACCAACGACCGCCCGAUGAACAAAACUAUUGUAAUACGCCCUUCGCUGCUGAUGUUUUGUGCCAAAAAUUAAUGAACUUGUGAAGAUGACAUAUCAAACGAAGAAAACCUCAAUUUAUCAGACUUGGACCUCAACAAGUUAAAAUUAUCAGAAGAAGAUGCUUUAGCGCUGUCAUAUUUGACACCAGGACUUUCGCGACGCAUUCAAAAACAACUGCUCUCGCAGUUGGCCCCCUCUGAGGUCCGGAAACUCCAGAGAACCUUAUCCUCAAGAGUAUCGGAAGAUAAAGUACCUAAAGAUCAGAGAAUGUCUAGGUCUACGGAUAGAAUGGCAAGUACCUUGCCGAGAAGAAUGUCUUCUGAAUCACGAUUUUCUCAAAACGUUAGCAAAGAAGAUGAUAGAGCUAAAGAAAGCGGUCUGAAGAUGCCAAGAUCAUUUCUUCCAGUUAGACCUUCAUACGAGUACGGUGUCAGGUCUUCUAGCAUAGGCGCUGAACCAAAGUGUGAUAAUAAGUUUAGCUACAGGAAACCAAAGAUUUCAAAGUCUCUUUCUGUCAGAGAACCGAGAUUGUAUUCCAAAAUUGACAUCCAAAGCCCUGAAUCCAGCAUUUCUGAAAGUCUGUCGUCGUCUUAUAGAAACAACGAUAGUUUGGACAGCUCCAAGUGCUCGGAUUCGUCUUCAAUGUCAAAACCUUAUUCAAAAUAUUCUGACUCUUCUUUCAGCAGAUAUUCUCCAAGUAGAUACGAUUCUAGUAAUAUUCUAACGAUGUCAUCAGAUAACAAGACAGAGUAUAAGAAGCCGUCCAAUACAGGUACAGGGUCAAGAAGGAUAUCCAGGUUUUUAAGGCCUGAUUUUUAUGAUCCACCAAAAGAAGAGACCAAUUUGUAUCUUAAAGAAAAGAAAGAACGUGAGAUGGAAACUCAGAAGGUGUUAAAAGAAAUCAGAGAUAAACGAAAAGGAAGGAUAGGGUCUAGAAGGGAUAGAUCGGGUUCUAGAGAAAAGUCUAUAGAGGCAAAUAAGAGUGACAGUGACUUCUUCAAGAAAAAAGAAGAAAUGGUUAAAGAUGCGGAUAAGCUACUCAUAAAUGUUACGAAUAGUAUAAAAACUUUAGAGGAUAAUAUGAAAGUUAUGCAUGACUAUGUCAAUGUCCCUGGUGAAAAUAAAAUAGAUGAAAGAUGUUCUAGUGAGAACGACUACGUUAAUUCUUCAAAAGCAUUACAUGAAUAUGUGAAUGUUCAAGGUGUAGAAACUGCAGCGCCAGUAAUGAAGAAAGAAACAAUAUCUCGAAUCGCAAGGCCUAAAAGCUAUCCGACAGAAACAAUUGCAAAAGAAAAAGUAGCAAAAGUAGAUAAAAAAGAUAAAGUAAUAGUGGACGUCAAGAAAGAAAAAGAACCGACUGAAAAAGAGUCUAAGAUGAGUAAGCUGAGGAAAGGAUUCAGUCGACAAAGUAAAGAAAAGACGAAAGAGGAUAAGGAUGAGGAGAAUAAACAUAUAAAUGCAGAGGAUAAAGGACAUAAAAGUAAAUUGAUGCUGUCUAUUGAAAAGAAACUGGAGAAGUUUAGAUUAGCAAAGGAUCCAGAGGAAGUUAAAGCGAUACAAGAAAAGAAAUCCUCUGUAGAAAAUGCCAUAAAGAGAUUGCGAGAGCAGAGUUUACCUAGAAACUUGGAACAUUGCACCGAGUCAGGUCUUCUCAAGCGAGCUGUAUCUGUAGAAGACCUCCCCGGUUCAAAACCACUGCAAGCUUCUAGAAAAUCAGUCACGAAGAUCCUGGGGCUAUUUAAGAAGUAUGAAGAACAAGAUAAAAAGAAACCAACGAAGAAACUGAAAAAGAAAGACGGUGACAAAUCUGUGAUGAAUGAAACUGUCACUAAUGGCAAAAGCGAGGCGUCUGAGUCUAGUCAAUCGGAAUUAGUAGAGAAAAGAGAGAGACCUCGCUCGCUGCUGUUUGAUAAAGUGAAACAGUUUCAAUACAAUGGUGCUAAAAGUGAUACGGUGUUGAAUAGUGCGAAGGAAAAGGCUAGAUCGAGAUUGCCGGUGAACAAUACGUACAGGCGCAGUUUGAAUCUCGAGAAUACGUCGGAGUCUGGGAAAAAGAUUGGAGAGAUGAAUACUGAGAAACAGCCGGAGAGAAAGUCGCUGAAGUUAGAGUUGACGAAAGAACCUGUGAUUGUCGUGGAACAUGUACCUGUGGCUACGAGUAGCAAUGCGGAUGAUGUUAUCAGUAAAGAAUACAGGAACUCAUUGACAACGACAGAUGACAGUUCGACAGUCCUCUCUCCAUCCGAUGAUUACCUUAGCUGCGACUCAUGGUCAGUUUGCUCUGACCUGCAUCACGCUGAGCCUCUGUCACCAGUCUCCCCCAACGGUUACGCUCCGGUGUUCUCAGGAGAUGAGAGCGAGUCCGUCAGUGACAGGAUACGCAGGAAGAGCUUCUACACACGGUUCAAUGAGAAGAAGAGGUCCAGGAGACCGAGCAGUACUUACAAAGAGCUUGAUUAUGGUGUCUUGGAUCGUGACGCGAGCUACAGGAACCCAGUGACUCGUCGCGCCAGUUACGCCUCAUCCUUGCAAGACACCGCAACGGCAACGUCCAAGUCGUAUCGGCCGUACUCAAGAACAACUUCGUUGCUGAAUGAUUACGUGAACGUACCGAACAGGUACCAGACCUACAGUUCGAAGAUUGGCAGGCCUGGCGGAUCCACGUCGCUGUACUCGGAUCCUGAGGAUAACGCGCUCAUUGACGAUUUGCUCACUACUGCGAAAUCUAGGAAAUAUGGCUUCCAGAUUCACCCAACCAGAUCUAGAAGUAGAACAUCAGUAUCUCCAAUCGAUGAAUAUCAAAUCGACAGUCCUUCUACUACAACCAGUAACACACAUAUUCAGAAAUUUUAAUAGAACACCUCUUUUGAGGGUGGAAUAACUUUUUGAAAGGUUCGCGUAGCGUUAUGACCACCUUAGAAUCAAAGUUUUGAGACGCUCUAGUGUUUCAAGUUUCACUUCUUCACACUUUGGUCGCUUUUUCAAUUUUUGUAACAAACAUCUGUAGGAAUGAAAGAUAUUUUGGAGCUAUUAUUUCAUACAAUAUUUACACUUCUUCAGUCGAAAUCAAUUUUUAACAAGCCUUUGCUAGAAUGAGAGAUUCAUGACAUAAUUACAGCAAUUUCAUGUUAUUAAGCUAUUACUUCCAAAAUUUUCGGAAUGACAAAUUUGUAAUGCAAAUAAUUUAUUCGUUCUUCUUGAGUCGUUAAUAACUUACAAACUCUCUUUGGCCAAGGGAACGUUGGUUUUGUUGCUUAUGGUUACACGAACCUUUCAGACAUCCUAUUUAAUUCAGUAUAAACUGUCAUUAAAUAAUGUUUCCUAGUCUGUUAAGUUGAGGUUUCUUAUCGACAAUACGUAGAUUUAUAUUUUCGUUAUUCGACAAGCAAGUCAAGUUAUACAAAGAUAAACGAUUUUUUAGUGAAUAUUUUCGCCUAGCUGUUACGCAAAAGUCAAGUUUUACAUAUUCGAUAUGUAUUUAUUAUAUGUAAAUGUUGUUUGCUUUAUAUUUCAGUUUAUUUGCUGGCGGUGUACUAAAAGAAACGGGUAGUUAGAAAUACGAAUUAUGGGAACAGAGGAGUUUUGUUUAAAGGCGACUAGUCAAAUCAAAGAGAGAAAAUCUAGUGGAAUAUUUUAUUUUACAUUUGUUUGCUUCUUCCUUGAAAAAGACUUAUUUAGAGUCUAUAGUUUGAUUUACUGGCCAGGAUAACAUCAUUGAUGUAUACUACGUGAACAUAGUUAAUCCCUUCUUGGCGCGACUCUGCUGCCUACUUAAAUUGGGUAUCUUUAUGCAUUGAUUAACACAGGCCACCUGAAGAUACCUAAAAUUAGGCAUUAGAAAAGCCAAAAAUCCAUUGAAGAUCCUAGCGUCAUCUAUGAGACAGUAGCAGAUCCAAACACAGUUAAUUAACUCUUUUCAAAGUGGAUUCCUACAUUCAUUUUUGUGUUUUACUAUUGCCUGGAAGCUGUCGCUAGUAUCUUUCAGAUCCCUUUUUGAACGCCGGAAUUCAGUAUAUGGUUGGCUACCUUCAGGUAGAAUAUGUUAUAAUAUGUUGAUCAAUGAUCACAUUGAGAAGUAUCAGCAAGACAACCAUAUGAAAGUUCUAGAGGUUACAUUAUAAGUCUGUAAGUGUGUAAGUUUUGCUAGUUUUACGAUGUUUUUUCUCAAUAUUUGAUCCUCUUUUUCUUUGAUUUACUUGAAGCUAUGAUAGGGAUCUGAAUGUUGCCAGAUGCUAUUUUGAAUAUUGUCUAUCAAGCUUAGUAAAUGGCAGUAUUAUGACUGGUGCAAAAACGUAUCUUUUAGUACACCUCAAUCAUGUUAUGAUACUCAUCAUUAUCUAGAGAAUUAGUAAUUUAUUUCGCAUAUAUUUAACUAUUUAUUUUAUUAUAAAUUAACUUUAUUAAUUGGAUUGAAGUGAAUUUCAUGAAAUCUUUAAAAUAUACACUAGUUUAGGACUACUAAAAAGUAGCAAACUGUUGACGUUUAUAAAUGAUUUUAAUAACCACGUUACACUUUGAAUCUCAUUUUAAGUUAAAUACUUUUUUGUAAUAUUCUUCUCAAUCACCCCACAUUGAUUAUAUGUUGAGUUUUGUGUGAAUUGUUAGAGUUGUACGUUGACUUUUGUGAUUUUAUAUAAAAUAAAAUAAAGCAUUUAUAAAAUA